Molecule: messenger RNA, 4040 nt
Organism: Ostrea edulis (European flat oyster)
Lineage: Eukaryota; Metazoa; Mollusca; Bivalvia; Ostreida; Ostreidae
Product: zinc finger CCCH domain-containing protein 13-like
Exons: 4
Coding region: 927-1706 (259 amino acids)
Source: RefSeq, a predicted model, not a curated record
CAAAUGCUGUCUGACAUGUUUCAUACCGAUUGUUAGGCUGUUCUUGGCACACUAAUUUUAACUAUGGAUAACUCCCUUUACCUGGUCAGGAUAUAGGGGUCACGGCAGGUGUGACCGGUCGACAGGGGAUGCUUACUCCUCCUAGGCACCUGAUCCCACCUCUGGUAUAUCCAGGGGUCCGUGUUUGUCUGAUCCCACCUCUGGUAUAUCCAGGGAUCCGUGUUUGCUUAACUCUCUGUUUUCUAUUGCUUAUAAAUAGGAGUUAUGAGAUUGAUCGAUAUCGUUAUCGUCACCUCCCUUAAAAAGAUCAAUUAAUUUGUAAUAGGCCAUCAUUAUCCUAUAGCAAGGUAUGACCCAUCUUUGCAAGCCAAGUGUCUGAUAAACUUAUUCAUAUAUUGUAUUGUAUACAUCUGUAUAUCGUAUUGUGUAGUUCUAUUUAAUUGUAUACAAUACUCAAUUAAGCUGUCUUGAAUAUAUAACAUUUGUAUAUGGUAUGCAUGUGUACAUAUUGUGGUAUCAUGUAUUUAUUUUUGUGUAUACUAUAAAUAAGCUGUCUUAAACACUUAGGGUACAAGACUGCCAGUCUGAUAGACUUGGCUCAGGCACCGUCCCUUGGUACCCUCUGUGUUUGUGACAACAUUUUAUAAUAUUGUUUUACUUUACUUCCCAUAUAGCACACUUAUUGUACAGUACAUUUCCAAUCAGUAUUGUGAUGAGAAUUCAAUACCUAUGUCAAUGUAGAAACCCUUAACGUGUAUAUGGUACACGUGUAAAUUGUAUCAUGUAGUUAUAAUGUUUAAUUGUUAAUUUGUAUAUGCCCCCUGAGGGCCCUUGAUUGGUGAAUAAAUAAAUAAAUAUUCCAUUAAUGAGAGUAAGCGAAUGGAACGUGAAGAUGGGUAUAACCCCCAAAACUCAACAACCUAUACAUGGACCUUAGUAUUUAUCAUUCCUUCCAGCACAGCAUUAUGUCGGCACCCAUUCAAGAAGAACUGAGGGAUCUUGUCAGUAAUGAGAGGGACAAGGAGUAUGUGAGAAUUGUUCAGAGGAUUACCUGCAGUGAGCAGUAUUGUGGCAGAAUAUCUCAACAAGAUAUAAUUAGAGCCAUUCAAUAUCUUAACAAUCUCCCAGGAGGCAUUGAAAGACACAGGGAAGGAGCAAAACUAUUUGGGGCUGUUCAGCAUCUUCUGCUGAUGAGAGACAAAGGUCGUCUGAAUGUGAAUGGCAUGCCUGUUGAAUAUUCAAUGGAGGAGCUUCAACAAAUCUUGGUGGAGGGAAUUGGAUAUCCAGUGGAGGAUGUGAGAAGAAUAGUAGAAGAGUGUGUUGAAAAGAGAGGUUUUCAUCCUUCACCAGAAGAAUUUGAAGAAGUGCACAGUACCAUGAAAGGUAAUAUAGUGAAACUGGAAAAUGAAAUUAGUGCCAAAGAUACACAGCUUCAAGAGAAUGCUGAAGAAAUACGACGAAAAGAUAUCCAGCUCGACGAAAAAAACCAGAUUAUUCAGGAUAAGGACAGAAUGUUAGGGGAACAAGAGAGAGAGAAAACUAGGUUGUUAGAGGAACAAGAGAGAGAGAUAAUUAGGUUGUUAGAGAAAAAGGGGAGAGAGAAAAAUAGGUUGUUAGAUGAAAAAGAGAGAGAGAAAAAUAGGUUGUUAGAUGAAAGGGAUAGAGAGAAAAAUAGGUUGUUAGAGGAAAAGGAGAGAGAAAAAUAGGUUGUUAGAGGAAAAGGAGAGAGAGAAAAAUAGGUUGUUAGAGGAAAAAAAGAGAGAGAAAAUAGAAUGUUAGAGGAAAAAGAGAGAGAGAAAAAUAGGUUGUUAGAGGAAAAAGAGAGAGAAAAAUAGGUUGUUAGAGAAAAAGGAGAGAGACAUGAGAUUUGAAAUGUUUAAAAUAAUGCUUGCAUUUGUAUUUGUACAUUGUAUUGUAUUGUUCAGUCUAUUAAGAAUCGGGUUGUUAUAAAUUUAUAGCAUUAUACUACAAGAGAAUUCAAAUUGUAAUACCAGGGCCAUGAGAGCACCAGGGAACAAAACGUAUCAAACCUUUUCUAGGUAUACUGUAGUUACAGGGGUACUAUAAACUGUAGAUUCCGUCAUUUACACGAGUAGUAGAUGUCAAAUUGCAAGAACCUGAAUUUGCAAAUGGACAACAAGAGUUUUUGCAUUUAUUUCAGCAAUAUGAAAAUAAAUCCGAGUAAUUUUAUUUUGCAAAUGGUGCUUCUUGCUAAAUUACUCGUGCAUAUAAAAAUUUUUACAUUAGCCUUUUCAUCAAUGAAUCUCCAUCUGUGUGAGGACUUCUAAAGCAGAAGUUAAAAAACAGAAAAAUGACAGGAAAAUGUCAAAAUGAAUAGAGAGAGAAAAAAACCGCUUUAAUAUCUGUAAAACUUUCUAGCAGUCAAUGUACUAGCUUGUAGGUUGCAAUACAAUUCAUGUUACAUUCCUGUAUAUAUAAUCAUUCCAUAUUUAAUAUGUAUAAUCAUACACAAAAUGAAUUUAUAAUGCAUCUGUAUUCAUACUACUAACAAAGUAUUAAAAUCAUUAUUGUUUUACUUUUUUUAACUGACAAAGAAUAUUAUUUCUGUUUAUGUUGAGUAAAUGUUUCCUCAGCUUUAUGAAUAACAGAUGAUCUUCAUUUGAUCAUCAACAACAUUUUUUCUUUAUUUGACAGAAUAAAAAUAUCUGGUUUAUUUUUAGCAAUGUAUGGUGCGCCAAAUUCACAAAAAUGAGCUAAACAUAGUUUCACAGUUGAUAAACUAGGUUUAUCGACUAUUUUUGUGAAUUUGGCCUGCCAUAGUAAUGUUCUGAACAAAACUGCCUCUCUCUUUUUGUAAAAAAAAAAAAAAAAGGAUAUAUUUAAUCUGUAAAUGAACCUCAUCUCCUAUAUGUGCAAUAUAUUCCACAGGUGAUACCAUAAAUAUAGCUUAUAUAGCCCCUGUGUGCAAUUCUUGUCACACAUUCUACAGAUUCUUCUAUUUCCUGUAUACAUGUGAUGGUGUUAUUAUUUAGAAGUGAUUGGAGGUCUCUGUAUGCCUGGGAAUGGAUGAUCGAGUUUCUAUGCAAAUUUUUAUCUUCAAUUGUAUUUUCUGUUUAUAAUAAUACCACUAACUUAAUACAACAUUAAGUAUUAUGCCCUUUUCGCAUAUUACUUUUACUGUUAUGUAUACAGGUCAGAUUGUACAUGUGCACAAGGUCAAUCUUCCCUCAUCAAAAAUGUUAUAUACUGAAUUAGGUACAUUAUCAGUGGAAUUAUUCUUUGUCCAAUGUUAAAUGUAUAUACUCAUGUGUGCCAUAAAUUGUUAUUUUUGUUGUUGCUGUUGUUGGUUUUUUGUUAAUAUUUUUAAAGAAUAUGGUAUACUUCUAUGUAACCAUUUUUUUCCCGGUGGUAAUGCAUUUGCAUGUGAUAUUAUGGAAGAUUGAAUACUUGAACCUUUAUACCAAAGACGAAAAUCAUGUACCCCGGUAUUUUUAUGCCCUGUAAUCAUGGAUUCUGGGGCAUAUAGUUUUUUCUUAUCUUUUGAUCGCUUAUAUCUUGUAUUAAUUAUGUUAAGAAUACUAAUUGCUUUGGAAGUUCCUUUGUAAGUCAUUUGGGUGACAUGGGUUGUGAGAGAAAAUUGUGCAUGGCCUAAACCUCAAGAAUUUUUAGAAAUGAUCAUGGAUGAGAGUAGAGAUGAAAAUGAUAUAAACGAUGACAGUGAAUAAAUAUAACUUAAUGCUAACAUUCUUCAAGCACUGGAUUUUCAACACUGUAUUAGAGACCUUCUAGGCCUACCGGUAAUAAUAAAGCCAGUAGAAAACCAAUCUCUAAAGCUUACAAAAAGUGGGAAACGAUUACAUAAAUCAAUGGGUUAGACAGGGAAUCCACAUGAUUGAGUGCAGCUGUUAUGACGUUAUAAUGCAUUGAAUAAAAAAAAAUUAAAAUGAACUCUUGUUUAGUAAACCUUGAUUAAUGAAGUUCCAUACAUAACUCAAUUUCUUCAGGAUAUCGUUUCAAAUUACUUUUAAGUUUUAAAACUGUGUGUAUUUUAUCAUUUUUUUUUUUCAUACUGUUGUUCA